AAAAUGUAUAUCAAAUAUAAAAAGAUAUUCUACUUUACUUUUUCUCAAUAAACACAAUUUAUAUUGAAAUGUCUGCUGAAAACAAUACUUUUAACGCUUGGGCUGGUGUCGCAAAGAAUGCCCCUCUUAAACAAAUGCAAUUGACUCUCAAGGAAUGGGACGAAGACAGUGUUGAAAUGAACAUUACUCACUGUGGUAUCUGUGGUAGUGAUAUCCACACCCUUGAAGCUCAUUGGGGUCCUACUGACUAUCCUUGUGUUGUCGGUCACGAAAUCGUUGGUGUUGUCACCAGAGUCGGUAAGAACGUUACCAACUUAAAGGUCGGUGACCGUGCUGGUGUUGGUGCUCAAUGUCACUCUUGUCAUGAGUGCCAAAAGUGUACUGCAGGAAAGGAAAACAACUGUCCCAAACACACUGGUACCUACAAUUCCAAGUGGCCUAGUGGCGACAAGACCUAUGGUGGUUAUGCUGACAAAUGGCGUGGUGACUACCGUUUUGCCUUCAAGGUCCCUGAUAACUUGCCUAGUGAAGUCGCUGCUACCUUCUUCUGUGCUGGUGUCACUACUUAUGCUCCUUUGAGACGUACCAACGUCAACGAAAAGUCUGUUGUUGGUGUUAUGGGUAUUGGUGGUUUGGGUCACUAUGGUGUUCUUUGGGCUAAGGCCAUGGGUGCCAAGGUUAUUGGUAUGUCCAGCAGUGAAAGAAAGCGCGAUGUUGCCAAGGAACUCGGCUGUGAUGAAUAUGUCAACACAAACGAUGAAAAGGCCCUUGCUGCUUACAAGGGUAAGCUCACUCAUCUUCUCUUGACUGGUUGUGGUCCCGACUUCUCUUGGGAAAAGUACCUCACUCUUAUCCAACCUGAUGGUCACUUUAUUAACGUCAAUGCUCCCGAUUGGAAGUUCCCUCCUCUUAACCCUCUUCUUUUGAUUAUGACUCAAGUCAACAUCUCUGGUUCUCUUAUCGGUUCUCCCAAGGAAAUUGAAGAAAUGCUUGCCUUUGCUGCUGAAAAGGAAGUUCGUCCCUGGAUCAGUCUUAUUCCUAUGAAGGAUGUCAACAAGGCUCUUGAAGACUUCAAUGCUGGCAAGCCCAGAUUCAGAUUUGUUUUGGAAAACUAAUUUAUUACUUUAGAAUAUAGUGCCACAUAAAGCAAAAUUCUCAAUUCUACUUUUACCUUGAAAAAUUUUUAUGACGAUGUAUCUUUCUUACAUUCCUUGAUUGUCAUUAACUUAGAGUUAGAUAGCCUGUAGCUUCAUGAACAUACUGUCUUUACACAUCUUCUUUGUCCUUUUGUCUUCUAUGGCUAUUGUUUUAUAAUUAUGCAUUAUUAUUUAUUUCCUUUAUUGACAUUCGCCUAUUGUUUUCAAUACGCUUUUAUUCAGUAGGUUGCAUAACUCAAAGCAUGAGAUGUCAUAACAUAC
Molecule: messenger RNA, 1418 nt
Organism: Gilbertella persicaria
Lineage: Eukaryota; Fungi; Mucoromycota; Mucoromycetes; Mucorales; Choanephoraceae
Product: chaperonin 10-like protein
Exons: 4
Coding region: 69-1115 (348 amino acids)
Biological process (GO): alcohol metabolic process
Molecular function (GO): zinc ion binding; alcohol dehydrogenase (NADP+) activity
Source: RefSeq, a predicted model, not a curated record